Messenger RNA from Scedosporium apiospermum, 3324 nucleotides. RefSeq lists its product as uncharacterized. Gene Ontology annotation, molecular function: DNA-binding transcription factor activity, RNA polymerase II-specific; zinc ion binding. The record is from RefSeq and is a predicted model, not a curated record. Bases 1 to 3324 code for a protein of 1107 amino acids. Gene Ontology annotation, biological process: regulation of DNA-templated transcription. The transcript has 7 exons. NCBI's taxonomy places the organism in Eukaryota, Fungi, Ascomycota, Sordariomycetes, Microascales, Microascaceae.
AUGGCAGAGUUGGCCUUGGCCAUACUACCUCUAGUCGUGGAAGGCUGCAAGCUCGGCGUCAAAUGCCGUCACAAAUUGUCAUCGUUCCGCCAUUAUAUGGAAUCCGUUGAGGAAAUUCGCGUUCUUUUCUCCGUCCAAGUUCGCAAUUUCCUGCACGAGUGCGAGCAGGUUCUCAAACAUGUGCUCGAGAAACAUCAACGCGUCCAGGCGAGCCAGCUCCUGGACGACUUUGACCAUUACCUCUGGACAUCGUCAGAUCUUGAGGAGUCGUUCCACGACUACCUGGGAAUGUCUCAGGAACCUUUCAAGAACUUGGUGAAAUUGAUUUCCAAGAAGGUGGCUAGUCUAGAGUCAGAUUUGAGCCGGUUUGACGAGGUCGACGAGAGCGGAGGAGAGGGCGGCAGCGUAACCCACCGAAUCUCAAAUCGCAAUAAGGUCGUGCUCGACGAAGCCGUGUUCGAAAAAGAUAUCGAGAAAUUAAGGCGGUGGAUAUCUGACCUUCGGGGCCUGCGGGAACGAGCAAGCCCAGAGAGGCUAGCCGGUCCUACCAGGGCCCAAAUUGCCCAGAUAUCCGCUCUUCAGCAUCACAACACCCUUUGGUGGACUGAGGAUUGGACUCUGGACAGUUUGGCAUUUUAUCAGACCCGAAUGGGAGAGCUCUCGGAUGAUCUCCAGACCCUGCACCUCACCGCCGAUCUACCCAACAGGACGGACACUUCACAAACAGCCCAGACGUUAAGUGAAGCAGCUUCAGCUGUCGAGGUACGACGCGCAAUGAACAGACGCGGCAUUCGAAAUCUAACCCUCUGGUGUGUUGGCGUUGCCUUUCUCCAGAUUGGCCUCUGGCGACCCAUUCGCUGGGAUGAUGACGAGGAAGUCCGUGAAAGCCUCCCGAGCCUGGAAAGACUAAGCAAGUCCUAUUUUGACAUGACGGAUAAGCUGAUCAAUUGUGACUUUGGGAAAGGAGCGCGGUUGCAGAACCUUGACCUUCAGAACGAGGUCUAUAAAACUAUUUUCGGAUGUAUUCCGACGUCUUUGUACCGAAAACUGGAGCGAGGCUACAGCUCCAUCAUCCUGUGGUCCUACGAUUAUGGCGUCCGCCAUGGAAAACUGGAUCUGGCCCUCGCUCAUUCCAGGGAGAUCCGAGAGGCUACAAUCAGCUUUCUAGUUCGAAUGAUUGAUAUUCUCAGCGCUCGUCUCAUCCCUUUGACUUCCCUGGCCCAAGAUGCGAACGUUCUCGAGCAUCGCGAAAUUGUUGCGGUAACAAGGUCGGAAGUGCUAGCGAGUCUCUCAACAUGGGAUGGACAGGACGAACCAGCUACUUCGGACGACACGAGGUUGCGACGUGACGACUCUUUGGCGAAGGUUGCUAGUAAUCUGAAGACGCUGGCUCAGGCGUUGAUGGAUAUGGGGCCACUCUUCGAUGAACCGUUGCCUGACGAAAGCUUCGAGGAGACAGCCGCGCACAUCGACAUAUCAACCGAGGUUUCCAACUUGGUGGCUCUCAUCAUAUAUGUUUACCCCAAGUGUGACAAGUCUGUGGCCAGCGGCAUUGCCAACUCGCUGCUAAGAACGCUUCGAGAGCGCAGGACUUCUAGGGAUAUGGCCGAGAUAUCAACUGCCUCCGAGGACCAACAUCCCUUGCCGAAACUUGUUGCCAGCGCAAAAGCCAUGACGAUAGCCGAUUCAAACUUCGUAGACUCUGCUCUAGGCACAUCGAUAGGAACUAGUUCCUACGCCGAGACGAUCAGGUCAUACAAAGGAGGUUCCGAUCUACCCGUCAAGAUCGAGUUGCCCAAGCUCCCUGUGAGGGGGCAAGCUUUCCGGUGCGAGGCCUGUGACAAGAUCGUACGAGUUGCAGACGAGAAAGCCUGGAAACCCAGGAGACACCUUAUGGCCGACGCUAAACCCUAUAUGUGCAUCGAGCCGGCCUGCGUUCUCAAGUUCAAGCCGUUCGGGUUCAAAUUCCAUUGGAUUACACACCUCUCCCAGCAUUAUUCUGCGGCCAAGGAGCCUGUAGUGUGCCCUAUUUGCCAGGUCUCAUAUAACAUCAGUAACGGGGGCGUUCGAUUAAUAGCCCAACAUCUUUCAUACCACCUCGAGCCGUUGGCAGCUGAGGUGAUCAUUCCUGGUGUGACCUUCGCCGGUCCGAAUGCAGACGACGCGACACUCUCUGAGGAUGACGAUGUCUCAACAGCUACGGAAGCUCUUGGAUCGGACGGACCCGGGACUAGUCCAAGAACUCGCAUCGCUCCGGAGAAAGAGAAGAUGGCAUUCUAUGAUCGGCCUCCGCGACUCCUCUGCCACUUAUGCGACGACCAUCCUCAGGGAUUCCGUGGAUCUGACGAACUUUCUCAGCAUAUGAAAUCAAAACAUCCGAAUGUACUCACGAAAUGGCAAAUUCGAGAUCCAAGAACAGUCGGUAUUUACAGUAGCGUUGAGCCGAUAACGCCGUUAUCAAAAUGCGCACCCUGCCGAUCGGGAAGGAAAUACAACGCCUACUACAAUGCUGCCGGACAUUUGCGACGCGCUCACUUUAGAAGGAAGACGUCCUCGGAGCCAAGUCUCCAUGCACCUGCCGAACCCUUUCCUUCAAUGUCUGAGCUGAAAAAUUGGAUGGUUAAAACCGAGAUAGAGGAAAAGCCCCCGGAACCGAAUUUUGAUUUCAUGAGUAUUAGUGACACGAAUAUUGAGAACGACACGAGUGGGGACGACGUCCUGGAUAUUAAAUUCAUCGUCGACAGGGACCCUGUCUUUCACGUUCGUGCCAGGACCGCAGUCGACACGCCACUGCGGAUCGGACGGCACGACACCCAUAACGCGUCGGUGCCUGCAGCGCCGUCGACAGGGACGACCUCGCAACAGCAGCCACAACAACAGCCACCGGAGCAGAGAUCCUCGGCGGGGGUAGUGAGACCGGCUGUGCGGGCCGACGAGACAAAAGUGUCAAGGGAGAAGAGGGAAGGUGUGUUGCCGUUGACAGCAGGGUCGAGCGCCUACUCCGAGGUAAGCCCCUCAGAGGCAUGCGAUUGGUGCAGGGAUCGCAGAGUGCGGUGCGAGAGGGCGAAGGAUGGGCCAUGUCAGCAGUGCAUGAAAGCGGGGAGGAUAUGCGUCGUUAGACCUAAGGAGACGGACUGGCUGGGGAAAAGCCUGGGGAAAAGGCUUAACGCGGUGAAGACGAGGCUUUGGCCUAGCCUGGAGAGGCCGGAACGUCGACGGCAGCAGGCGCAGAUACCUGGCGGUGUGGGCUCUACUAGUGGUAGCAGUCAUGGUGUUGGCAGAGGAGAAGCCCACGUGAGCGAUGACCCACCACCGGAUACCUGA